ACGCAAGUGCCGGGCAUUGACAUAAAAGGUAGGCUUGUGUUUUUCAAACAAGCCCUCAUUUGUGUAUUUCCGGUAAGGCAGUCAUUCGCUAGAUCGUUGCUAAGGAGAAGUUGUCAUAGCAAAGUGGAAGCACUGAAGGGAAGACGCUCAGUCAUAGUUGAGAACUGCGAAUUUCGAGAAGAAUUAAAAAUAAAACAUAGAAAAUGGCUUCAUCUGAAGGACAGAAGAGGAGAUAUACUGCACAGGAAGCUUUUUAUUUGAUUGAAGAGCAGGGUGACAAUUCUGGGACUGAAAAAGAGGGCUGUGAUUCUGCUGAAGAAUUGGAUUUUGCAGGACUGGAUCCACUGAUAGACAAUGGAUGGGACGACAAAUGUUCCAACGGAUACAUCGCAUGAUGGGAAUUCGGGGUCACUUGCUUUUGUGCUGGUGCCAAUCUUCUUUUUAAUGGGCCUUCUGGGAGUCUUGAUCUGUCACCUUCUGAAAAAGAAGGGAUACCGCUGCACCACAGAUACGGAGGCAGACAUCAAAGAAGAAAAGAAUGGAGAGGAAAAGACAGAGAUGAAUGAUACCUUUAGUGAGUGCAACGCUGAUACGGUUGGCCAAAUUGUGCAUUACAUCAUGAAAAAUGAAGCGAAUUCAGAAGCUUUAAAGGCCAUGGUACAGGAUAGCAGUAUAGACCCUGACAGUCCUACAACUCCAAAUAGUCCAAUUAUUCAAGUUACCCCAAGCACACCGUUGCCACUUAGACGAGGUUCCACACCUGUUAAGCAUACCUGUCAAAGCAACCACCUGCACACAAUCGGUGGGAUGGCUGAGAGGAGCGUCUGCUCGCGCUGCAACCACAAGAAAUGGCCUUUAAUAUGGCAGGGCAACAAGGCAAGAGACUUAAAGAGGAUUCACCGUGGAGAGAUCAUUGUGCUCUCUGUGGGGAGGUUCCGAGUAACAAAGGCAGAGAACAGAUCCAAUCCAAAGGCAAGAAAGAGUCUGAUUUCCGAAUCCCAGGAUGGAAUGGGUUCCAAUGGGGAAGUCCCUGCCACCCCUACACAAGAGGAAUCAAAGAGCAGGGCUGCCUCUGAGUCACAGGAACAAAGUAAUACAGACCUGUGAUGCUGUUUAUAAGGGCUUGUAUCAUCAUUAAAAUGGUGGAAAGAGUGGCCUCUCUGCUAAGAAACGAUAGCAACAGUAUCCUACCCUGUAAUACAUGUUUUGGCAUAUAGAUGUAGGAAUCUAGGAUUUUAAUUUUGUACAUUUUUUUGUGUCUACUUUUAUACAAGUUUGCAAUACUUCUAAAUUAUAUAAAAGCCUUAAACCUUUGCCUUACACGGUGUCACCAAAGAAUUGAGGGCUUCUUUUAGUGCUCAAUCCUGCAAUAGUGGUGCUCCAGACGCUUCAAAGAUGUUAUGAAAAUAACACUGAAUAUUCCCUGCCAACCUAAACAGCAGGAUGUAUUUUUUUUAAAUUCUGUGCCUGGUGGCGGUGUUGCCAUUAUUUGUCUCUCCACGCAAACAUUGUUUAGCAUAUAUACUUAUUGUGCACACCUGUUGCAACAAGAAAGCAAAUGAAGUUUAACGUUUUUUUUGUACUGUCAGCGUUAUUAUUCUUUUGUCUCCUUUGUGUCUGUCAAAUACUUGCAUUGCUAGUUUGCCUUUUAUUUCCGUGUCUUCUCCUCAAGUACCCCAGCCCUCCCUACCUGCUGUAAAGCAUUCAGAUUUUAACAAAUUCAAUGAAAACUAAAAGGCUUGUGUGUGACUGUGCAAUCUGUAAUCAACACAUCAAGUGCUUUCUGCUGUAUGCGAGCACUGCAGCAACGGCAUUACAUUUUCGCAUAGAUUUUACACGAAAUUCUUAUCAGUCAAAAUGUCCCUUUUAAAGUGCAUUGUAUGUUUAUGACGUUGUCGGCAGAGGAGACUGAAGAGAAAUCUGUGAAUGUUGCAGAAGUAAUCAUCAUUAUUACUUCUUAACAUUAAAUACUGUAUCAAGUGAAGAAAUUAGGAGCUCAAACUGCAAAAUAAAAACAAGUGUUGUUUUCGUUUUAAAACAGGUGUUCUUGCCUUUGUGUGUUGUUUACAGUUGGUCAGUUUGGUGCUGUUCUUCUCUGCUGUUGGUCCUAUCACUAGUUUUUAAGAUAACAACUAAAAGAGGUAAAGCACUCGUGGAACUUUCAGAACAUGAAAUAAAAAUGAAUAUACUGGAAAACUGCGCCAAAACAACUUUCACAGAUGAAAAUGUUAUUUACUGUCCAUUUUGCCUUUUGAGUAAAAUGUAAAAUGUUUGUUGUGUUUUAUUUCUUUUCUGUUUUUUUCUGUACUAGCUUUAUAUUGCAUACAAUACUGUUUUUAACUGCUCAGGUUUACAGUAAUUCAACAAUGACACUACUUGAACACACAUUUUGUGUGACAACUGUGUAAAGGAUAAGGAGAAAUCUGUUGUCCACAUUAUGUGAAUUUCUAAAGUAAGCAAUAUGUUAAUAAUUCUGUAAUAAAUAAAAUGUACUUCUUACUUAAUAGAAACUCUUUUUCCUUUACCCAAUGCUGCCAGUUUCACAUUUUGAUAUUAUAUAGCUAUUAUAAGUGUUUAACUUUUUAAUAUAUAUACCCAAUAUCCAUUUGUAUGUGGCUAUUGAUAUUUGAUGUAUCUGUAUCUGGAUAAAUUAAAAUACAGACAGCAAUGUAUUUAUAUAGGUAAACUACAUAUUGGGUAAUAAAUAUAUUUGGAAACGAAAGCUGUGAAAACUCAUGUACAGUCAAUCUUAACAUUUAUAUUGUUUUGCUUGUCUUUUUUUUCUGUGCAAACUUUAACAUGCACCUUUAUCGAACAGAAAAAAAAAUGUUGAGGCAUUAAAAGAAAUAAAGCACCAUGUGUUUGAUUCAAUUCAAUGAAAGGUAGAUGGGGAGUUAUUUAGGGGGAUGUUAAGAAUAUAACCCUGGGGUUGUUGCAUGUGGCUCCUUUAGUCCUUUCUUGUCCGUUCAUUGAAUUGAACAGAGCCUUGUUCCAAACAGGUCUUUAUGUAUUGUUUUCUAGCUGAACUUAGUAAUUGAAGACCUGGAUUAGAAUGGAUAAAUAUGUCUGCGUUAUUGAAACUUAGCCAUGCAAAAUCUCACCAUUCCCUUGUGAUGCUGACGGACAGCGAAUUAAUCUGAGUCAACAAUCUCCCUCCCCUCCUGUGAGGGCGCUGUAUAACAGGAACAGAGUGCCCCGGACUGGAUGGUAUGACAUUUCAUUCCAGGGUCAAUCAGAAGUCAGCCAUCCAAAAAGUGGGCAAAGCCACAAUACUAAAAGUCGGUGGCUUACUGCGGUAGGCAAUGUGUCAGUCAUGGAUUGGAAGAUACAGGAUUGCACUCGCUACCGAAGGGGGCGGGACUGAAGGUAUAUCAGGGUGCGUGGCCAAGCGAUCUGUUCCUGUUAAGGUUACAGACUGACCCAGAGGGGUAAAAGAAACUGUGAGUGUUUAGUGUUGUCUUGUCUGUCUCACUAACUGUUGUUAUUUGUCAUUGUAGACGGCUAAAUAUCCGGGAGCUAUCGCUGUUAAGCCAGCAUCAAACCCGGACUGCACUGCACCACUAUUAACUAAUCACUAUUAACGUGUAUUCAAAACACUGCUUGCACCCGGAGCACUCACUAUUGGACUGGUGACCGUGUAGGUGUUUUAAAGUGUGUGUUUGUUGUCAUUGUUUCAGGACUGAACCCCAUGGUUUUGACUGGCACUACACAUUGUUGUGUAUAGUUUGUCUUAUUAGUUAAAAUCUAAUAAAGCUUUGUUUUCACCAUUGGAA
Acipenser ruthenus (sterlet) is the source of this 3773-nucleotide messenger RNA. Its product is annotated as RELT-like protein 1. Bases 355 to 1107 code for a protein of 250 amino acids. The record is from RefSeq and is a predicted model, not a curated record. NCBI's taxonomy places the organism in Eukaryota, Metazoa, Chordata, Actinopteri, Acipenseriformes, Acipenseridae. Gene Ontology annotation, cellular component: plasma membrane. Gene Ontology annotation, biological process: positive regulation of p38MAPK cascade. The transcript has 8 exons.